Messenger RNA from Haemonchus placei, 522 nucleotides. Lineage: Eukaryota; Metazoa; Nematoda; Chromadorea; Rhabditida; Trichostrongylidae. The record is from the annotation of a GenBank genome assembly.
AUGAGAACAGUUGACUUGGCUGGUAACCCCUUUCGAACACCACGACGAUGCCAUCUUAUCAGAUGCUUCUGCACGUUAUCAUACGAGUAUCGAAUCGCAACCGUCGCCUCUAACUCAACAAUGAACUCUGCCGACCAGACGCUUUCAAAGGAUUCAAAAAAUGACGAUCGAUGCCUGGUAUGUGAAGCACAGGCGACGGGAUUCCAUUUUGAUGCUCAGUCCUGUUCGGCGUGUGCAGCUUUCUUUCGACGUACGGUGUCGCUCAACAAAAAGUUUGUUUGCAUAGCAAACCGAUCCGACUGUAAUGUCCACUACAAAUAAUAUACCGGCAGCCGAACGAAUGGGAUCAAUUAUCCUUCUGCUCAGCUCGAUUUUCUCAACUGGGCUGGAUUUCGUCGAGAAGCAUCGACAAAUCGAAUUUUUCGAUUUAUGGCAUUUGGAUUCCUUGCUUCUUCAAUUCCUCAAUCUGGAUUCGAUCCUGGCCGAGUUGAACAGCGCACAGUCAUAAAUAAAUCAUCAUAA